Molecule: messenger RNA, 2134 nt
Organism: Mirounga angustirostris (Northern elephant seal)
Lineage: Eukaryota; Metazoa; Chordata; Mammalia; Carnivora; Phocidae
Gene: LENG9
Product: leukocyte receptor cluster member 9
Exons: 1
Coding region: 203-1801 (532 amino acids)
Molecular function (GO): metal ion binding
Source: RefSeq, a predicted model, not a curated record
GCCAGCCCAGCGAAGAACCUGGAGGAGGCGGGGCCGUACACGCGGAGCGUAGCCGAGGGCGGCCCAAAAGGGCGUGGUCGCACCUGUAAAGCUUGUGGACCCGCGGUGGGGCGGGUCCGGGUCCUCGAGGGCACUGAGGGAGUCGGUCACCGCGCGGGCGGUGCCCGUAGGCCCUUUGGACCGAGGAGGGCCACACAGGCGCAUGGGCCGCGCAGGCGCGGUCAGGCUCCCCGAGGACACCGUGCGCACGGAGCCGCCCGCCAGGCCGGUGAUCGGAGGCGCCGCGAGCGCGCGUGCGCUGCUCCCAGGGCGGCGGGAACGGGGCGCGGCUCCCCCCCACCCCGCUCCCAUGGCGGCGGCCCCCGCGGCCGAGCCCGCGGCGCCGCCGGCCUGCCGCUUCUUCCUGGAGGGCCGCUGCCGCUUCGGCGCCCGCUGCCGCCAGCCCCACCCGGGGGCGCCGGCGCCGUCUCGGCGCGGGGCCGGGGCCAAGAAGCCGCCGCUGCGCACGGCCGCCGCCGUCAUCCAGCGCAUCCGCUGGGACCCGCGCCUCGACCCGGCCGACUUCUCGGUGGGCUACGCCGACCGCUUCCUCGGCGUGCGCGAGGAGCCCUUCGGCGCCUUCUGCUGGGACGAGCCGCUGGCGGCGCUUGGGCCCGGAGUCCUGGCCGUGCCGCAGCACCGGGUGCGCCACUUCCGCUUCCGCGGCCGCAUCGUGUGGGACCGCGCGUCGCGCACCGACCUCGUCUUCGGCUCGGGCUCGGCGGCGGGCCGCGGGCCCACCAUCCUGGACGCGCUGGGCGGCGGGGACGCGCGUGACGGACGUGAGGACGCGCACGACGGGGCAGACGCGCAUGGCGGCGAGGACGCGCUGGGCGGCGGGGGCGCGCGCGGCGGCGGCGAGGACGCGCACGACGGGGCAGACGCGCGCGGCGGCGGGGGCGCGCGCAGCGCUGAGGACGCCCACGGCGGAGGGGUCGCCGCCGCUCCCGCUGACACCGGAAGCGGGCUGGAGGCCAGGGAGCGGCGCAGGGCCGAAGGCCAGGCUUCCCCGUGGACAGCGCUGGAAAGGGUGCUGAAGCCGGCCGCCACGGGCAGGGCCACGGAGCCACACAGUGGGGCGGCACAGGCAGCGCCGGGACGAACCCCCGCUCGAGGUUUUCCCGAGACGGAAGCAGAGUGGGGUCCCGGCGCCUGGCCCUCGGAAGGCAGAGGGACGGCUGGAGCCGGGGCCGCGGCGCCCCGCCAGCCCCGCCCCACGCACUUUGUGGCUCUCAUGGUGACUGAUCCCGGGCUGCAGGCGGGGGUGGCCAAGGCCCAGGAAGAGCUGGUUCGAGCCGCACCCUCGUGUGCUGCGUUCGUGGUACCCGCGGGGGCCCUACACCUGACACUAGCCCUCCUGAGGCUGACAGGCCCCGGGGAGGUAGCCGCCGCAGUGGGUGCACUAAGACGCGCGCUCCUGGCCCCAGGACUUCAGGCACCCCGGCAGCUGAGCUUUAGGAGCCUGCUCCUCCUGGGGCAGCAUGUGCUCUGUGCCCCCCCCUCCCCCUCCCUGGAAGAUACGGCCCAAGUGCUGAGACAGAGGCUGGAAGCCGAGGGGCUCAGAGUAGUACAGCCCCUGGAGGGGCUACACCCCCACCUCACCCUAGCCAAGGUGCCCCACGGAUCUCAAGUCGGCCUCCCGCAGCCUGGGUUCAGCCCAAGGCAGGAGCUGGGGAGCCAGACCCUAGGGGAAGUCUGGCUGUGCCGCAUAGGCAGGGCAGGGGACACCUACCAGCCUCUGGCUGAGCUGCCCCUGGGAUGACGGUCCCCCCAGACCUCUGCAGGAGACCGCGCUCAACCCCGAAGAACCUGGGAAGAUCCAGGCCAAGCAGGAAGGGACAAAGUGCUCUCUCUCUCUCUCUCUUUAAUUUUGGUUUCUCUCAAGCUUCCAAAUGGUGCUCAGUGAUCCAAGGAAAGAAUGAAGGAAGGAGAAGGGAGGGGGAGAGGGAAGGGAGGGAAGCAAAGGAGGAACAUCUGGAAAAAAAGCAGCCUGACAGUCCAGCUGUUUGCCAACUCAUCGCACAUCCUCCAGUUACAUGGCAGAAGGGGGGGGGGCAAAAAGAAAAAGGGGAGGAAGAAAAAUAACUUAAAUAAA